CACAAAAUCUAUCCCAAUCGCUCGACUGGUACACGAAUCUGGCAGCUCGCGCUUAAGGCACGAGCGCUACGAUACUCAUUGCAAUGGACCCUCUGGCUGGGCUUUCGUUGGCAUGCAACAUCAUGCAGGUCAUCCAGUUUUCGGCUGAGACGAUGGCGGUCUUUAGACGCUUGAACGAAGGCAAAUCACCAGACCCAUACGUGGAAGUAAAUAGUCAGUCACUCGUCGCAGCGACGGAGCGGCUCAAGUCUACGCUCAAUACUCGGUCCGUCAUCCACGGGGUGCCAAGGGAUGCUUCCCUCCUUCAAGUUUGCAACGAAGUUGUUCUCGUGGCAGAUGCGCUCCAUAAGCAUGCCCAGAAGUCUUUGCCAGCCAAGGGAGAAUCUAAAACAAAACUCAUUCGCAAGAGUGUUGCUUUUCAGCUCAAGCACAGAAGUGCGACGGAGAAGCUCUCGCGGCAGCUGGACAAGCUGCAACAUCGAAUGGAAUCCGAGGUUCUGAUCGACUUGCGACAAACACUAAAACAAGAUCACUCCGACCUGGUUGACCGGCUCCAGGCUCUGGACAAAGAUCUGAUAGAUUUUCGUGCCAACCUUAUUGCGGGCCAAACGCGUUUGGAAGACCUAGUGGACCGGGAGUCAGGCGAAAUCAAAAAGACCAUCGCGGACGAAGCGCAGAAGACCCGAAAUUACAACUCCCAGAGUGCACAAGAAACCAGAGACUUCAUCAACGCGACGCAUAAGGAGCGGAUCAACGAUACGGCCUAUCAGCAGUUUCUUAAUAGUUUUCGGUUCGUGGACAUUAACGCGCGGCGGAACACAAUUGAAUUUUCACACCCGGAAACAUUCGAAUGGAUCUUCGCCGAACCUGAAGACUCUCAAAGUAGCGACGACGUCGCGCCGAAUUGGAGCAGUUUUCCGGAAUGGCUCCGUGGGGGGACUGGCUUGUAUUGGAUCAGCGGCAAAGCUGGGGCUGGGAAAAGCACUCUCAUGAAGUUCUUGCUCGAAAGCCAGAGGACCAGACAAAUACUGUCAGAAAAUAGUCCAAACACGAUGGUCGUCUCUGCAUUCAUCUGGAGCUUAGGAUCCAGUAUGCAGAAAACCCUCAUCGGUGUGCUGUGCACGCUGCUCUACGACAUGUUCGCGCAAGAUCGGGAACUUUGUUGGUGCCAGUUUAGGGGAAGGCAAGGCGAAUUCCAUCUCAAACAAGAAAGUUCGGACUGGUCGUUGCAAGAGCUGGUCUUGCUCUUUUCUACGGUCGCUGAGAAUUGUCCGCGUCCUUUGUGCAUCUUCAUCGAUGGUUUGGAUGAAAUCGAUCGGUCCAAGCCAACUGAAAUUACUAGGCUUAUGGGUUGGCUAGAGAGUGCACGCAAUCUCAAAAAUCUGCAGCUUUGUGUGUCUAGCCGCCCGGAGCCGACAUUCGAGAACCGACUCCAAGAACAUCCCCACCUCCGGGUACAAGAUCUCACAGCGAAGGACACCGAACGUUAUGUUUCCGAUAGUCUGCGUGGGCUCGAGUCCGAUUUGAAAGCCUCGCCACAAGAUCUUCAAGACUUAAUAGCCACCAUCGUGGAUCGAGCCGAAGGUGUUUUUCUCUGGGCCCAUCUUGUGGUUGAGCACAUUCGAACAGAUGCAGAUUAUUUUCCGACAUGGAAAAUGUUGGUACAAAGAGUGGAUGAAUUGCCAUCCGGACUUCACUCGAUGUACAAGGCAAUGUGGGAACGACACAACGGCGACAGUGAUGUUUAUCGUGCCGAGACAGCAUCUUAUCUGAACACCUUACUAGCAAGGGACUCUUACUGGAACUCCGACCAAUUACUCAUGAUGAUGCUGAAAUUCAGUGUUAAUGUCCAAGAUAAUAUCUUCAAGGGAGGUCAAGCUGUUUCACUAGAGUUUCUUGUUCAUGAAUGUUCCCGUUUCGAUUUUGAGGUCCAAAAAGACGAUUCAAAGCAAAAAUACCAUGUGUCUCGUUGUGUAUCGAAGCCAAUCAACAACACCAACUUAAGAAUGGAUCUGAUGGAACUCAAUGCGAGACUUUGCGACUCUAAACUCCAUGUAAAAGUUACCUCAGAUUUACAUAAUCUGGCGGCCGAGCAAGACCCUGCAACUACAGUCACAGGGCCUGUGUACGACAUACCAGUGGAUGAUAUCGAUACUCUUUUCUAUCACGACAAAUACUUGGAACAGCCGACAUUGGAUACAACAGAAACCCUGAACUAUCUGAUUGAAAGAGGACAUCUAUCAGAACAGCGCCUGGACCCGGUCAAUCCCCUACGAGCCUUUCUGGACGACGACCUGAAGCCACAGGAACGUGCCCAGUUCGAUGAAAUAGACUGGUCCCCCGAGAUCGAUUGUGAAUGCUUCGAACGAGAGAGUCGAGCUGUAAUUGAGAGCGAACGAAGAGCGGGGAAUUUGAAGGCCGUUGCACCUUUUGAUGGAGGUAUGCAAUUGCGGAAAGCAGCCAAAAAAUGGUGGGAAGAGGUCAAAGAGAGGGUGUAAACAUCGGGCUUGAGAAAGAAGGAAGGAUGAUCUGAAGACCCAGAAUACGAUAAGUCUUAGUGUCCGGUAUUGUCCCGAUGGUCAGUCUUCAAACAUAAGGAUUUAUUUCUAUAUCAAGAGGACACAAGGGUAUGGGCAAGCAGCCUAUAUAUUGGCUCCCUUGGGUUAACACACUGUACUCGGACUUUUGCCCUAGUGAUGCG
Messenger RNA from Paraphaeosphaeria sporulosa, 2701 nucleotides. RefSeq lists its product as uncharacterized. Lineage: Eukaryota; Fungi; Ascomycota; Dothideomycetes; Pleosporales; Didymosphaeriaceae. The transcript is spliced from 2 exons. Bases 84 to 2498 code for a protein of 804 amino acids. The record is from RefSeq and is a predicted model, not a curated record.